This is a messenger RNA of Mytilus trossulus (common blue mussel), 2184 nucleotides long. RefSeq lists its product as uncharacterized. The record is from RefSeq and is a predicted model, not a curated record. The transcript is spliced from 5 exons. Bases 1 to 2184 code for a protein of 727 amino acids. Lineage: Eukaryota; Metazoa; Mollusca; Bivalvia; Mytilida; Mytilidae.
AUGGACAAAGGAAAAACAAGCAGAAGAUUACAAAAUCCUGAUUAUUUACUUCCUUUUGCUGGCACUUCUGAAGAUUUUCACCAUCUGCUAUCCACUGGAACCUAUGAAUCGUUUGAAAACAGAGUUUUCCUUUGUGGAAGUUGUGCAUGUGGAAAGUCCACUCUAGCAAGCGUUCUGAUUGGUAGCCCUAUACCAUUUACAUGGAAAUCAACGGAUGGAUUAGUCAUACACUUUGGGCGAAACGGUAUCAACUUGGAAACUCAUGAGAUGGUUCCUUUAACAGGAGUAAAAAGAGAUCGGCAUGUGUUGACAAAGGUGGUUAUAUGUAAGCCAAAUCGCGAGACAGUAACGCGUCAAAUUGUUGAUACCAACCAGGACCAGCACACAGUACUAUCAUCUAGUGGAACUGACAAUCCCAAGGCAAAUCAGCAGACGAUAAAGAAAGACACAGGUUACAGUUCCACAGUUUCACAUUCAUCCGAUGUUCGUUUGAAAGAGUCUACAGAUUUACCGGUUAAAAGUACAAUGACAUCCGACGUUGAAAAACCUACAUCAGUUAGUCUGCCUAAGAUAAACAAAAUUGAAGCAUACGCUGUUCGUGAUGACAUUUUGAAAGAAAUUAAGAGUUGUAAAUACAAAAUCAAGAUUGCACCUUCAGAUUUAGUCGACUUUGGUGGUCAACGAUCUUAUGACAUGACUCAUCAGUUAUUUGUGCAGCACGGUGGGACAUUUAUCGUGAUGUUUGAUGGAAGUAGGGAUUUUUUUGCACCACUGAAGGAAUAUCCUACUGGAGAUAUUUCUAACGAAACUAUUGUGAAGCAUUGGGUCAAUUCAAUACUCACUUAUUGUGUUGAUGAGAGUGACGUUAAUGAUCCUAUGCCUCUGAUCGUGUUCGCUGCAACGCACAGCGACCUAAUUCAUGAGAAUAAGCAGCAGAAGAUGAAAAAAGAAUUCGCUAAAAAAGUCACUGAUAUGUUUGGUACCCAUGAAAUGAAGAAACACAUUGUGUUCGAUCCAGUUUACUUCAUAAAUGGUACAGACGAAGCUGAUCUUGACAUUCAAAAUUUGAAAAACCAACUUGUCAGUAUCGCUGUGAACCAGCCAUCUUGGGGACAACGACGGCCUAUGAUCUGGGUUCCUCUUGAACUUCUGAUUGAUAAUAUGAAAAAAGAUAAGAUAAAUGUUAUACUAAAAACACACUUAGCUGAGGCAAACACCAUGAAUGGAGAGCUAGCACUCUCUGAAAAACAACUAGAUGAUUUUCUCUUAACACAACACGCAUUGGGUAAGUUAAUGUAUUUCAAUCAACCAGAACUAAACAGUUUCAUCAUUCUCUAUCCUCCUGCAUUGGUCAAUAUCCUGAAGUCAUUCGUCACUGAUGAAAUGUUUUGGCCAGAAGAUAAAACCCUGAAAGAUAUCCUUAGAAAAAUGACGGAUACUGGAGUUAUAAGAAAACAUGAUCUCCUGAAACUAUGGCAACAAAAACAAGUCAACCAGUACUUAUCAUGUGAUGAGUUCAAAGAGUAUGUUAUUCAAGUCCUCGUACAUCUGAAUAUUUUGGUACUUCCAAAGCGGUACUUAGGCAAGACAGUCACAGACGAUUGUUUCUUGGUUCCGUGCACUGCUAAAAACAAAAUGCCGAUGUCAUUUUUGGAUGACAAAUCAUUUGAAAACAAAACCAUUUCUUUGGUCUAUCGAUUACAUAAUAGAACCAUACCGUCUACAUUGGCCUUUAAACUUAUUGGUGCUGUAAGUAGCAUUUGGCCUAUUAAAGAAGAGAACAAAUGCUCACUAUUAUAUCACUCCUCAGCUGUGUUAUAUGUUGACAGUAAAACCGAGUUUAGAAUAAUUAUAGAGGAAACUAGAGUCGUCGUCUACCUUACACACAUGCCAUCUAAGUUUACUAUCUCGCCAGAUAUUGCAGCCAGCAUUCAAGAAUGCUUGACAUUCACAUUAAACGAUGUUCUUAAAUUCUAUCUAACAAGUAUUGGAAAGAGCCAUAAUAAUAAAGAUAUAUCAAACCUCUUUCAAAUUGAAGUCGGGGAAGUUUGUGACAGAUCCCCCUGUGUGUUUUCUGUUUCCGAGGCGAAACGAACUUCUAGCUGGAGUUGCAGUAGAAAUCAACAUUUUACUAAAUAUCCAUUGCUUUGGAUUUUUGACAAGGUAUGUAAAAUCAACAAGUGA